Messenger RNA from Kockovaella imperatae, 1038 nucleotides. RefSeq lists its product as hypothetical. Lineage: Eukaryota; Fungi; Basidiomycota; Tremellomycetes; Tremellales; Cuniculitremaceae. The coding region runs from base 190 to 1038 and encodes 282 amino acids. The record is from RefSeq and is a predicted model, not a curated record. The transcript has 3 exons.
CUACGUCCUUUUACAGAGCGGAGUCCAAAACUCCAAUGGACGAUUAAAUAGGGCUUCUUGCCAUUAUCCUAUUUAUACUGGUAGUGGCGACUGAUUGCCCUCUUGCUCACUCCAUUCCUUCUGUCUCACUCCAGACAAUUCCACAUACAGACACUUUCAGCAGGUCCAAAGAAGGCGAGAACAACCAGCAUGUCUCCAAGCAAGCGGGGCAAGCGAAGGGGGAAGGAGAAGAAGGAAGACGACUCCACGGGAGCCUCGCAGGCUACCUCGUCACAGGUUUCGAAUCAGCAAGGAAACCCUCGGGGAACGGGUUCUGACGACUCGAAGGACUCGGACGCUUACAUCUUUGAGCUGAUGGCCAAAAAGCCCAAACUCGCCGAUCUCGCCAUGAGACUGGCAUUGACCUUGAGCAGCGAUGAAAUAUCUGACCUUACCAACUCUGGCAAAGCAGAUUACAUAGACCGGCUUGGAGUUUCUCUCAAGCACGUUAGCAAGCGAGUGGAGACCAAUCUUUUAGACGGGACCGAGGAUCCAUUCCUGCAGAGCAACUAUUAUCACCUGACCGAGGAACUCCUAGCCGCGCAGAGGACCGACUUGCACGAUCAUGACCAAGUUGUCACAUUAUUGAUGAACCGAGAUGCUGCUGGUAAACAGCUGCUCAGAACCUUUUACGAAAUUGCACCACGAGCAGAUCCUCUGUCCGUAAAACGACAAGCUACCUUCUUGCGAGCUAUCGGUCAACAGAUCAGUGAGGCCGACCUCGACGCGACGAGGCAGCGGUACGCUCGUGAGACGAGAUCUGAAGCUCCUGACAGCACGAAGGCGGGUUCAGCAGAAGAAUCUCAAGGCGGCGAACGAGUUUCAGACGCGACCGAACGAUCUGUUGAGGGAGACCCAGCAAAAGCUACAUUGGCCGCGUCUCUCGGCAGUCUUAGUCUAGGAUCUAGCGAGAAUCAGGCAACGUCCUCGCUUCGCCUCAUGCAGAGCAAACUCGAGGAACACCAGUCCUGGCUCGAAUCCUUUAAAGAUGAGCAGUGA